Messenger RNA from Lepisosteus oculatus (spotted gar), 8411 nucleotides. It is a transcript of the gene adamts17, whose product is annotated as ADAM metallopeptidase with thrombospondin type 1 motif, 17. Gene Ontology annotation, cellular component: extracellular matrix. The record is from RefSeq and is a predicted model, not a curated record. Gene Ontology annotation, biological process: proteolysis; extracellular matrix organization. Lineage: Eukaryota; Metazoa; Chordata; Actinopteri; Semionotiformes; Lepisosteidae. Gene Ontology annotation, molecular function: metalloendopeptidase activity.
GACAUCAGAACAGGCAGGUCUGUUGUUUCAAGUUCAGUGUGCCUGCAGUGGUGAUUAAUUUUGCAAAGUUUGAAGAACUUCACCCCAGCCAUAGCUUCCUCUGCAGGCGAGCUCGUCCUGUCCGCUGCAAAAAAGCUGAAGAACUGAGUUAUUGUGUACCAUGCGUGACAACCAUGCACUCCAGCUUUUACUCUCUUCUCUUCUGGUGAGCAUCGGAUUCAGUAUAAUUUCAGCAGCGGAUUCCGGAGACGAGACGGACUUGGUUGUCCCUUUUGCGUUGAGCCCAGACGAGAUCCACCUGCUGCGGGAAGGAGCCGGACGGAGCAGGCGGCACAGAUACCGGGGACACCGCUCUCUGCCAGACGCCGACAGCCAAGACUCGAAAUUCGGGGAACAUGAGGAAAACUUGUUUCUCCGAUUGCCGGCGUUUGGGAGAGAGCUGUAUCUGUAUCUUAAAAGAGAUGCAGGAUUCCUCUCAGAGGGCUUUAAGAUCGAGGAUAACGAAGAUAAAAAAAAUACGAGGCUGGCGCAUAUCCCUCAAAAUCAGCUGUGUUUCUACACCGGACGAGUCCUGAAUUACAGCAACUCUUUUGCAUCACUCAGCACUUGCAGCGGCCUGACUGGUCUUAUCCAAAUUGGAGAGGAGAGGAUGCUUAUUGAACCAGUGAAUGGCACCCAAAACUCUUUCAUUGGCAUGGAGCACAAUGUAAUUAGACAAAAACGAUCUUUACGUUCAAGCUCCUGGAGCUCUAAAACACACCCUGAAUACUGCACAACUAUUCCAGGAAAGAAGAAAUUAAAGCAGACCAAACCAACAGAGGAUGGGAGGAGCAAGAGAAAUGCUAUCCGGCUGCACAGUGAAUAUGUAGUGGAAACGGUGGUUGUCGCCGACUCUGACAUGGUGCAGUAUCACGGAGCUGAGGCUGCGCAGAGGUUCAUCCUCACCGUCAUGAACAUGGUCUACAAUAUGUUUCAUCAUAAGAGCCUGGGGAUCAGACUCAACAUCCGUGUCACGAAGCUGGUCCUGCUCCACAGCCGCCCAGAGAAGCUGAAGAUUGGACACCAUGGAGAGAGGUCUUUGGAGAGCUUUUGUCACUGGCAGCAGGAAGAGUAUGGGGGCGCUCGUUACCUUGGAAACAAUCAAGUACCUGGAGGGAAGGAUGAUAUUCCCCCUGUGGACGUGGCCGUGUUCGUUACAAGGACUGAUUUCUGUGUCCACAAAGAUGAACCUUGUGACACUGUUGGAAUUGCCUAUCUGGGAGGAACCUGCAGCCCCAAGAGGAAAUGUGUGCUGGCUGAAGACAAUGGACUUAACUUGGCAUUCACUAUUGCCCAUGAGCUUGGUCACAACAUGGGCAUGAGCCACGAUGAUGACCACCCCACCUGUGCAGGGCACUCCCACAUCAUGUCAGGGGAAUGGAUCAAGGGCAGGAACCCCAGUGAUCUCUCCUGGUCGUCCUGCAGUCGAGACGACCUGGAAAAAUUCCUUAGGUCAAAGGCCAGUGCCUGCCUGCUGGAGACAGAUCUUCGAAGCCGUUCUGUGGUGAGGCUUCCUCCCAAACUGCCAGGCAUGCACUACAGUGCGGACGAGCAGUGCCAGAUUUUAUUUGGCACCAAUGCGACAUUCUGCAAUAAUAUGGAGCACCUAAUGUGCGCUGGCCUGUGGUGUCUUGUGGAAGGAGAUACGUCCUGCAAAACCAAGCUAGACCCACCUCUAGAUGGAACUGAAUGUGGACCUGACAAGUGGUGCAGGGCUGGAGACUGCGUCAGCAAGACCCCCAUCCCUCAGCACAUAGAUGGAGACUGGAGCGCCUGGAGCCAGUGGAGCAUGUGCAGCCGGACAUGUGGGACAGGCGCCAGGUUCAGGCAGAGGAAGUGCGAUAAUCCACCCCCUGGGCCUGGAGGGAAGAACUGCCCGAAGGCCAGUGUGGAGCACAAAGCCUGUGAGGCCCCCCCCUGCACAAAGGGCACUCCCAGCUUCAGGGACCAGCAGUGCCAAUCACAUGACAGGCAGGCCAGCAAAAAGAAGGCUAGGAUGUGGACUGCUGUCAUUAAUGAUGAAAAGCCCUGUGUCUUGUUCUGCAGUCCAGUGGGACGAGACUCACCUGUGAUGGUAGCAGAAAGAGUCCUAGAUGGCACUCCAUGUGGACCUUAUGAGACAGAUUUGUGUGUCAAUGGAAAAUGUCAGAAAAUUGGCUGUGAUGGAAUCAUUGGAUCCUCAGCCAAAGAGGACCGCUGCGGUGUGUGUAAUGGGGAUGGCAAAUCCUGCAAGAUAGUUAAGGGAGAUUUCAACCACACCAAGGGAAUGGGUUACAUUGAGGCAGCUGUGAUCCCUGUUGGUGCUCGGAGAAUCAAAGUAGUAGAGGACAAGCCAUCACACAGCUUUCUCGCUUUAAAAGACUCUGGCAAGAGAUCAAUCAACAGCGACUGGAAGAUUGAACUUCCUGGGGAGUUCCAGCUAGCUGGCACUACUGUCCGCUACGUGAGGAGGGGACUCUGGGAAAAAAUGUCUGCCAAGGGACCCACUAAAACACCCCUUCACCUAAUGGUCCUGCUGUUUCAUGACCAGACCUGUGGAAUCCAUUAUGAGUAUACUAUCUCACUGAACCAGUCAGUGGAGAACAGGAGUGAACCAGAGAGGGAGCCAGAGCCCCUGUACAUCUGGACUCACAGCAGCUGGGAGGACUGCAGCGUCCAGUGUGGAGGAGGGGAAAGACGAACUGUUGUAUCGUGCAUGAAGAUUCUUAACAAAACCAUGGCUGUGACAAAUGACAGCCAUUGCUGGGUGGAGAAUCGUCCAGCCCCUCAGGUCAGGCGCUGCAAUGUCCACCCCUGCCAGUCAAGGUGGGUAGCAGGCGAAUGGGGCUCCUGUUCUGUCACCUGUGGAAAAGGGCUCCAGCUGCGGGACGUGUAUUGUGUGUACCAGCUGCAGAACGGCUCCUACAUUAACACCCGAGACCUCUACUGCCUGGGGCCCAAGCCCGCCAUGGUGCAGGGCUGUGAGGGUCGGGACUGCCUCACAGUCUGGGAAGCCUCCGAGUGGUCCAAGUGCUCUACAGACUGCGGCAAAGGCACCCACAGGCGCACCGUUUCCUGCAGCAACCCCCAGGGAAGAUGUGACCCAACCACCCGGCCUCCUGAGGUGGAGGAGUGCGAGGAUCACUCUAAGUGUUAUGAGUGGAAGACUGGAGAGUGGUCAAAGUGUUCAUCUUCUUGUGGAAAAGGUCUGCAGUCAAGGGUUGUUCAGUGCAUGCACAAAGUGACUGGGCGCCAUGGCAACAAUUGCCCAGUUGUGCUGAAGCCUCCAGCUUACAGACAGUGUCACCAGGGGGUGUGCAACGAGAGAGUGAAUGCGAACACCAUCACAUCCCCAAGGCUUGCUGCUCUCACUUACAAGUGUACAGCAGACCAGUGGAAAGUCUACUGCCAGGUGAUCAGAGAGAAGAACUUGUGCUCAGACAUGAGGUGGUACCAGCGCUGCUGUGAGACCUGCAGAGACUUUUAUGCCAGUAGAAUUUAUCAGAGGAAGUAAUUGCAUCAUCAUUUGUGUCGUAUCAUGCUUUUUCAUUUUUAAACAUUGUUAUGAAGUUUAGGGAUGUGGAUUUAAAAAAAAACAGCUGAAAUGCAAGAUAUGACAGUGCACAUUGAUUCUAAAACUUACUUUUUAGUAUGACUUGAAUUUUUUAUGCUGUUACACCAAAAUAGUAACUUAUUGCCUUAAAAACAUUAUUUCCAGGAACCUGUUGUCAGGAGGUCUGUUGUACAGCAUGUUUGACAACCCUUUGUUCAUGAAGGCUUUCAGUCAACCACAUUUUUCACAAGCCACUGGCUGGCCAGUACUCUUAGAUGGGCAAAUGUGACACGGUUUCAUUUCAAUUCCAUGGUCAAGUAUUAUUAUUCUUCUUAUUAUUGUUAUUAUUAUUAUUAUUAUUAUUAUUACCAAAGCAAUUAAAGCACAAAGGUUUAAAAUUUUCUGUAAAGAGAGACACAAUUUAAGAACCAACUGUCAUGGACAGAAUAAAUAUGUACAGUAUGGGAUAAAUUACUAGACAGAAAGGCACAACACAUUAUUCACUGUAAUCAGACAUAAUCCUGUAUGGAGAUGGUUAGUCAAUAAUGCAGUGCGUUCUUAAGUCCACAAGGUCCCCUUUCUGUUUCAAUUAAUUCUUGUCAUUAUGGUCCAUCUGUAUGGCCUUGUUCCAUAUCACAGUUUCAGUGUCCAGAGGCUCUCUAGACACUGGGACUGUGCUAUAACCAACCAAUUGUAUUGACGUUAAAUGUGAUUUUCUCCUUGUCAGCGUUCAGUGGGUUUAUUCAGAGUACAUGAUUUUACCACUAAGUGGGGGUAAAACUGAUAAAACGGUCACAUUCCAGUCCGCACAGGAAUAACGUUGCAGCUUGAAAAGCAUGUAGUCAAGCCAAAAUGCCAACCACAGAGUACGCCAUUAGUGACCGAAAAAUCUCACUUCAGCAAGUACACAUGGGUGGAUAAGUAUCUGUGGAUGAAAGGGUGAGAUUUAAUUAAUUUUGGCACAAAUUUGAUUGGAAGAAUUUACAAAUAAUGGAUUACUGCUCGACACCAAGAGAUGUCAUGGAGGCCACACUAGCAUAUUUGAGUUUAUUUUUGACAUUUUUAAACUGCAAAAUAGGGCCUGGUGCCACAGAGUCAUGCCAGCAAGGCUUGAAUGUAAUGUCUGAGGCAGGGCAGCAUCAUGUCAUCUCUAUGCCAAAAGACCAGGCUAGAGUCCCUGUGGAUUUUCAAAUUAAUCAUUUACAGUAUUUUUCUGUGCCUGUGUCUGUUUUUUAUAGAAUUUACGUCAGAAAUCUGUGAGAUUUUCUGGAGGGCAAUUCAACCCAUUUAGAAGUAUAGAUACUUUAUGUAUGCCAAGUUUAAUCUUACCUCUUAAACUGACAAACCUACAGUAGACCCUGCUGCACAUUGCAGUUAGCUAAAUUUAAAGUGAGGGCCUCCUGCAUAAAUGGUGCCUAACCUGAACAACUACACUAUGUGUGCUUUAGUAUGGUGUACUAGAACAGGGAUAGUCAACUCCAGUCCUCCAGUGCAAAGUUCCUGUAGUUUUUAAAAGAUCCUUUCACUUCAUUCCUGACUUUUUCACCAUGUAGUUAAAUUAACUCAAGGUAAUUUAAGUUAAAUGAAGUACAGAAACAAAUGCGGCAUUCCAGAGUGGAGUUAUUUACCCCUGCUCUAGGUUCAGAAAACUGAUACAGUUAUUGAUCAUUACUAAUAACAUAUAUUUCUGCUGAUGUGCUUCAAUGAAGCAGUGCAGGGCUAUGUAAACACACAACAAAUUUAAAAAACAAGAUCAAGCACACAGACUCCUUUACUUUGUAUUAGUCCUAUGGUUAGACUUCAUCCUGACAAACAUACAGUAGCAUAUUGUUAUGACUAUUGAUGGGCUCAUAUGUAUGAAGAAUUUUCCCAUCACCUCUUGAGCUCUACAAUCAACCCACGUUUUCCUCUACCUGAAGACCUAUUCUGUUGGUUACACUUGUAUCUGGCUGUGACAAGGCCAGGUUUAAGCCUUGGCUUCUCUGGUUGCUACACUUACAAAGACUAUGACAAAAAUAGCUAUUUUGGAAAUGUUCUUUUGUUAUUAUUGUUAUAAAUUACAGUUUGUCCAUUAAUAAUCUACAGGGGCUCAAUCCGCUACUAAUCCUGUUAACAUGUUACAAUGUGAGACAUUCUAAAAAGAACAAUUGUAUACUUAUUAGUGAUGGCAUGCUUGCUUUCACACGUUGUACUGUUUGUCCAUAGUAAUUAAUAUCCUUCCAGCAUCAACAGUGAAGGGCACACAUUGGGGACAUGUAUUUGCAGUAUUAAAAAGUCAAAAUUAUUGAAACCAUUUUAUAUUUUGUAUUAUAUUUAUUUUUUUCAUGUAUACAUUUUGCUUUUAUUUUCUAUCAAAGCUGCAAAAUAAUUCAAGAGGCUUACUUUAAAGAGAUUUUACAUAAUUGUCUUGAGUAAGCGAAAUACAGUGUGAAAUUAUUUCACUGACACUUGGCCAGUUUUUGCCCAAAAUUGUAUACUACAUGUGUGCACUAUUAAGUACAAUAUAUUAGAAUACAUUUUAAUUGUAAAUGUUAAGUCUUAUGUUUUGUCUGUCAAAAAGAAAAUUCUAAAAUUCGAAAUUCUAAAAAAUCAACAAUUCUUUUCCUGUGGCUAAAAAUUAAGAACCAGUCGUUUAACCAGAGUUUAUGGUUAAAGCCUAACUAAAUGAAUAAGCUCUACUGUACACUAAGUUUUUCUCAAGUCAAGACACCUAAAGGAUCAAACAAAGAUAAUGACUGGUAAUAUUUACAUUUAAACCUAUAAAAUGUUUUAAAGAAACUGUUAGACACUUUUUCCACACUAACUUUCUGGAAUAAGUGAUUAUUUAGUGUCUCCAAGGAUUAUACUUUAAUAUCUUUGGCGCAGACCCUGUUUUGGAAUCUAAUCUGUUUUAUGUGUCUGAGUGGCACAGUACAGAGGGCAUGGUGCUGACAGACAGGAGAGGUGAACCAUUAGUCACUGAGGAUUCUUCAGCAGCUCAGGAAUUAGGUAGUGACUGGGGCAGUUGAAAAAUGGGAGACUUACAAAUAGGUUAAAAAUGACAACAUUCGGAAAUGUGAAUUUCAACAGUUUUAAGUUGCUUUUUGAGUAGAAUUCUUUCUUUUAAUGAUUUGUUUCUUGUAUUGAGGACAAGAAAUUCCACAUCUGGAAGUUCAAAGCUGUAUGUACUGUCUCCCAUCACCUAGAGAUAGCAGUAAUCUACUUCUAGUAAAGACUUUUCACUACUGUGGAAUACAUCUAUGUUUGUAUUAUGAAUAAUAUUGUUAUAUUAUUUAAUGCUAAAAUGUAGCUUCCUUCUCUACAAAUAAUUGUGGUGCUAUUGGCUUUAUUGUACUGAUAUUGAUAUUGUCAGUAUUCUUUAAUAUUCCCGUACUGUAAGACAUUAGUUGCACAGUUUGUUUGGUACAAAGACUGCCGCUAUAUAUUUUAUGGUGCUGUUUUGGUUUAAAAAUAAUAAAUUGCAUUAUUAUUGUAUUAAUUAUAUCUACAAAAGAUUUUGUAACAUAUGGAUAUAACCUUAAUGUCUUUUGUAUUGUUCUCUUUUUAUAAUGUAAAAUGUCCUUGUUUGUAAUUUACGUACAUAUGUGUACUACUUGUAAAGUACAAUACUUAAAUUGUGUAGGCUACACAAAAAACAAACUGGAGAAUAUAAGAAUAAAAGUUUGUUUUUAGAGAAAGAUUAAUAGAUGUAUUUAAUAGGACGUUUGAGGUGGAUGGAUAGAUAUGGUAAUUAAAUUUAUAUAGAAUGCUGGUCAUAAAGUACAUGCAAAAUGUUAAAUCAGCUUUGUAUUGCAUUGUAAUGUGUUUAAAUGAAUGCAUAUUUAGCCUGUAAUUAUUUCAGUGUGUUCUUAGCACUUGUUGUACUUUCUAUAAGAACGUAAGCAAGGUGGCAAAGUAUGAGAUACCAUCUUGCUCAUUUGGUUGCUGGUAGGAAAAAAAGAAAUUAACUAGCAAAAAGAAUUAAGCCAGAGUUCCUGUUUAAGUGUGACAUCUGACAAGGAAAAGGAAUGACUGCUAUUUAAAAUUGCAACCUUUAAGCAUUUAAAAUUAAUGAUGGCCAAUUAAAAUGGCCAAAGGUGUUUUCUGAUUUAAACUCCGUCUAUCUCAAGAAACAAAAUCUGUUCUUUUUUACAGUUACUGUGCAUUUAUGAGCAAACGUUUUUAAAAAUAAGAGUGAUACACUGCUGUGAAAUGUCUUGCACAUUCUGCAUUGUUGAUCUCUUUUCAGUCAAUACUUUUCCGUUGUUAUGUAAACAGUUUUAUAGUGAUCCUCUGCUUAGAGCUUUAUCUCUUUUCAGAUAAUACAGUAGUUAUUCCUUAUACAGCUGUAUUUUGUAGCAAUAAAGAAUCCUUUUUUGCUUUACGGGUGUGUAGAGAACAAAUAAUAUUAAUGACAAAGACCAAUGAGUCUAUUUGAAUUUAGAUUGGCAAAGGCUAUAAUGCUUCCUUUUGGGCUGUUAAUUAAAGAAUUACUAAGAAUUAAAAAAAAAGAUUUAUAUAAACUUAAAUUGAACAUUGCUAUAUGUUGAACUUAAUAUCUUUCUGACUAAAUUAUCUGUAAUAAUAUUCAUAGUUGUUCUUUCAGUAUAAAAUAUACUUUUAUAAACUAAUAGUGGUUUUGAAUAAAUUUUUCAUUUGCUCAUUGUGUUAUUCUAAUGUUUUUGUAACUCCUGCUUGUAUUUAAGAUAUCUAGAACUUUUCCACAGCAGUGCUUGUACAUGGUGGCUUUUCAAAAGAUGCACAAAUCACAAAUUAAAACUCUGGUGUUGUACAUUUUUAAUCCUGCCUGGAGAAAGAAAUCAAUCAAACUACACAAUGGCUUGGGUUGUCUACAAAUUCU